Molecule: messenger RNA, 2100 nt
Organism: Plasmodium reichenowi
Lineage: Eukaryota; Apicomplexa; Aconoidasida; Haemosporida; Plasmodiidae
Product: syntaxin binding protein, putative
Exons: 1
Coding region: 1-2100 (699 amino acids)
Biological process (GO): vesicle-mediated transport; intracellular protein transport
Source: RefSeq, a predicted model, not a curated record
AUGUCACUAAAAGUAUAUUGCCGAGAACGAAUUUUUAACGUGAUAAAUAAAAUAACGGAAAAGAGCAGAUAUGUAAUUAUGAUAGUAGAUCUUAAUUCUUAUAAAAUAUUAUCUUUGUUAUGUAAAAAUGAAGAAUUAUUAGAAAGAGGAGUAUCAUUAAUUGAAUUAAUAAAUUCUGAAAGAGAUAAUUUAGAAGAUUUUGAUUGUAUAUAUUUUCUUAGUUCGAAUAUACAAAGUGUUCAUAUAAUGAUUAAUGAUUUUAAAGAUGAAAAACAUACUAAAUAUAAAAAUAUACAUAUUUUAUUUACAUCAAAUAUUUCAAAAGAUAAUGAAAUUCUUGAUUUAAUUGCUUCGAAUAAUUUUAUUUUAAAAAGAAUUAAAAGUUGUGCUUGUAUAAAUUUAAAUUUUUUUGCUUAUGAAAGUCGAAUUUUUUAUUCCCAUAAUUCUCUUAGUCUAUAUAAUUAUUUUCCUUUAAUAAAUAAUGAUAUAUUAUCACAAAUUAGUUCUAUCUUAUUAUCUGUCUGUUCAUGUUUAAAAAUAUUUCCAUCAAUCAGGUAUCAAAAUUCUGAAUUGUGCAGGUCCUUUUCACACAUUUUUUAUAAUUCGAUAAAAAAUUUGCACACAAUAUAUAAUGAUAAAAAUAAAAUUACAAACACAAACAUAAACACAUAUACAAAUAAAAAUAAUGAUAUCCAAUCAGAUAAUAACAAUAAUAAUCAUAUGAACAAUGACAUAUACCAUUAUAAUAAUAAUAAUAAUAUAAACGAUGAUAUACUUUUAAUUUUGGACAGAUCGAUUGAUACCAGCAUUUUGUUUAUACAUGAUUAUUCAUAUCAAAGUCUCUGCUAUGAUCUGCUAAAUAUUAAUACAAUAUAUGAAAUGCAUUUCGAUCAGACGAAGAUAAAUGAACAACCAAAUGAAGAUAAAUAUAGCAAUACAUGUAAUGAUAGUUAUUAUGAUGAUAAAAAUAUAGAAAUGGCGAAAAAAAAAAAAAAAAAAAAUAUCGACGCACAUACCGUCCUUUUCGAAAUAACAAAUAAUGAUCAAAAAAAAGAAGAAAAAGAAGCCCUCCUUUCAGAAGAAGAUCAUUUAUGGUCUAGUUAUCGACAUCAUCAUAUUCAAGAUGUUAAUGAAAUUAUAAAAAAUGAAAUAUCAGCAUUUACCGAAAAAAAUGCUGUAGUCAAAAUUCAAAAAAAAAAUGUAUUAAAUCCAACAGAAGCUCUAGACGCAUUAAGAUCUCUACCACAAUACGAAACCUUAAUUGAACAAUAUUGGUUACAUUACUAUUUAUGUAAUAACUGUUUUAAAUUGUUACAAGAUAAAAAUAUUGUUGAUGUUGGUUUAGUUGAACAGGAUAUAUGUUGUAAUGUUGAUAAAUAUGGAAAGGAAUUAAAUCAUCAAAAAAAUUUGGCCAGUGUUAAUACUAUUAUUACAAGUGAUGAAUAUGAUCAAGAGGAAAAAACUCGUCUUCUUUUAUUAUAUUUUAUGAAUUAUAUUAAUAUUAAUGAUAAUGAUAAAAUGAAAAUCAUCGAAUCUGCUCAACUGAAUUUGUUUAUGAAAAAAAUUAUUAAUGAAUUCUUAAAAUUGAAUUUACAUAAUUCGGGAUAUUAUUCUGCUUCAGACGAACCAAUACAAUUAUCAUCAAAUAAAAUACAUCAUGUAUUAGAAAACAGUAACAAAAAAAAAAUUAAGCAUUACAAAAAUGUGGCUAAAAAUUCGAAAUAUGAAUUAAGUAGACAUGAACCAAUCAUUAAAGAUAUAAUACUAGAUAUAUAUAACGACACCCUAGAUAAAAAUUAUUUCCCUCAUGUUGACCCUACGCAUCAACAAGAAAUAAAGGGGGGACAUGCUUCUCAUGAAAAUAAACAAAAUGUUUCACGAGGUACCAUAUGGGAUUUUAAAACAGAGAACAAAAAUCAAACAAAGAAAGAGAAAAAAAGAAAAAUCCUUAUUUUCAUUAUAGGAGGUAUUACUUAUCCGGAAAUAAAACAAAUAUACGAAAUGUCAAACGAAUUGGACGUGGAUAUAUAUUUGGGUGGAACAAAUUUAUUAACAAGUAAGGUGAUAUUUGACCAAUUUAAGCAACUUCCCAUUUCUUAA